UCCAUUGGUGUUUGUCAUCCGGGGGCGAACUGGGCUGUGCCAGUGGAUUUGUGGAGGACUGCUGCUCUCUCUCGCACAGAGAAAUCUGUGUAAGAUGCAGGACAGUAAACAUGUAGCAGCCGUGACCGGAUCGACACGCGGUGAACUCCAGAUGCUGCGCGUGAAGGAUCGAGCCAUUUGAAAGGUUAUGGAUCCGAGCCUUCCUUCUGUCAUCCUUUUCAUCCUGAUUGGCUAUGUUUUAAGCUCUUUUGAUAACCGCCACCACAAUGUCACCCGCCGGUACGACUACUGCGUGCUUGGAGCCGGCCCCGCAGGACUGCAGAUGGGAUAUUUCCUCUCCAAGGCCAGGAGAAACUAUGUCAUCUUGGAGAGGAACUCGGGACCCGGCAGCUUCUUCAACAAGUUUCCCAGGCACAGGAAGCUCAUCAGCAUCAAUAAGAUCUACACCGGAAGGGGGAACCGAGAGUUCAACCUGCGCCACGACUGGAACUCGCUGCUGAGCGAUAAACCUGACCUCCUCUUCAAGAGGGUCAGCGAUGAGUUUUACCCGCCCGCUGACGCCUUCCCUCAGUACCUGUCCUUGUUUGUGGGGGAGCUAGGGUUGAGGGUACAGUAUGGUGUUGAUGUCGGGAGGAUCAGGGCAGUGCAGUCUGCAACGGGAAGACACUACAUCCUGACUGACCAACAUGCGUCAGACUACACGUGCAGCAUCCUCCUGGUAGCCACGGGCCUGUGGGUUCCUCACAUGGUGGACUUUGUCGGUGCAGACCUGGUUGAGGGCUAUGAGUCCAUCUCCACUAACCCCGACGACUACAAGGACCAGGCCGUGCUCAUUCUGGGAAAGGGAAACUCUGCUUUUGAAACAGCCCAGAGCAUCUUAGGAAGAGCGAGUCGGGUGCACAUGCUCAGUUCCAGCCCCGUUCGCCUUGCGUGGCAAACGCAUUACGUUGGAGAUCUCAGAGCUGUGAAUAAUGAGCUGAUAGAUACAUAUCAGCUGAAGUCCCUCGAUGGGCUGGCGGAGGCCCGUCUGGAGAAGAUCGUUAUCGCUCAACAAAAGGAGGAAGACAAGAGGAGACUGGGUGGAAAGAAGAAAGAGAAAAGGAAACAGCUGUAUCUCACGUUAAAUAAGUACAUGCACAGUAGGAACAGUUUUGAUGCGACACAGGAAGAACUGCCGGGGCAUCACAUCGACAACUUCCCCAUGCGAAAACCCUAUGAUCGAGUCAUCCGAUGCCUCGGAUUCCGGUUCAACUUCAGCAUAUUUGACAGCUCCGCCUGCCCACCGAACAGUGAAAAUGCCAAAGGGAGGUUGCCUGAGUUGACGCCCUGGUACGAAGGGAAGAACACCCCGGGUUUGUUCGUGCUGGGAACUGCAUCUCACUCCAGAGACUAUCGCUCAUCUGCUGGCGGCUUUGUGCAUGGAUUCCGUUACACAGCACGAGCUGUACAUCAUUUACUUGAACACCGUUACCACAGGAACGCGUGGCCAUCAACACAACUGUUGGCAACACAUUUGCAGUCGUGGAUUCUGAAGCGGGUCGACGAGGCCUCGGGGCCAUACCAGAUGUUUGAGGUGCUUGGAGAUGUCAUACUUCUUCGAGGGUCUCACUGUGAAUACUUGGAAGAGUUUCCACUCCAGGCCCUGCCUCAGCUUUCCUCUCUUUCUGGCCACGAUGUCUCCAUGCAUGGACUAAUAGUUGUAGUCAUGCAAUAUGGGAAGAAGAAAAUAGACUAUCUGGGGCGCAGCAGGGCAGAAACAGAGUGGACUAAUGCUUGGAAAUCCAACUUUCUUCACCCUGUUUUAUACUACUAUAAAACACUACCUUCUGUGGAAGAAAUGAAGCUACGUCCCAAUGGCUGGCCUUUACCGCGCCCCCAAGCCAUUCAUCACAUAGUGGAGGACUUCCUCACAGAAUGGGACGCUCCAGUAUCUCACAUCCAGCCACUGCGACGCUUCCUGGAGCACUGUCUCCAGACUGACCUCAGGGCCUUCUAUGCAGCUGGCGGAUUGACUCAUUCCCUUCUGUCCUCCGGUUUGUCAGAAUCCUGCUUCCACUUAUCCCUCACCCACCGCACGCCACCACUGUUUUGCCAGCAGGGAUACCUGAAGCAACAGGGGAUCCCUCGCAACAGCCAGCUGCGACAGCGCGUUCAUGACGCAGGACUGACGCACACCGAGCAAGACGUAGGCACAUCCGAUGCUGACUCGACAUUUCCAAAUUACCUGGCACCAGCUGGAGCAUCCGUAUCUUCAGGACUGAAACUUGACUUAUGAUUGUUUUACCUAAGCGUGCAGCAUGCACCUGUAAGAUUUUUCAGAAUUGCUACCUCCAGCACUUGCAGUCAUUACCUCCACGAGGCCAAAUCUUUUUUGGACAGAAUGCCAUCCUACAGAUCUGUGUUUCCCAACCUGUUUACCGGCUUGAAACAAAGCAGUUUUUCUUAGAGUUCUGCUGCUUGAUUGUUUCAACCAAAGACUAAUUCUCCCUUCUUUAUGUUAUUAGUAUUCAAAGUAUUAAAUAAAACAAAGAACUACAAUUAUCCUUUAUUAUAUCACGUUGAUAUAUUUCCUAUUCUCUAAGCUGACUGCUGAUGCUUUAGAUAUAUCAUGUGACCAUCAUUGGGAGUCAAGACCUGCAGAUUGGAAACCACUGCUCAUCACUUUAGGGAGAGGUACGCUGUCCCAUAAAAGCUCCCAAGUAAUUAUUUUCACAAGUGUUUGUAUACAGGAUGUUGUGUGUUAUUUUCAUAUCAUGCAGAUCUAUAUAUCAUGUAAAGCUCUACAGGUGGAGGGUGGGUAUCACAAAUAUUUAUGCAUAAAAAUUAUGGUAAAUGAUUAAACAAACAUCAAAA
Molecule: messenger RNA, 2853 nt
Organism: Pundamilia nyererei
Lineage: Eukaryota; Metazoa; Chordata; Actinopteri; Cichliformes; Cichlidae
Gene: foxred2
Product: FAD-dependent oxidoreductase domain containing 2
Exons: 10
Coding region: 188-2275 (695 amino acids)
Biological process (GO): ERAD pathway
Cellular component (GO): endoplasmic reticulum lumen
Molecular function (GO): flavin adenine dinucleotide binding; monooxygenase activity
Source: RefSeq, a predicted model, not a curated record